AUGUCAAAAUAUACUCAUCCUUCAAGAUCUCGAUUGCAGAGACAGCAUCAGAAUCUUUCAAGCAUUUCCAAUGAUUCUGAUGACGAUGAAAAUAUAAUAGGCCCUCCAAAAUUGAGUAAUUUUGGAUCAGCAUUAUUGACAGAGAAUGAUAACAGCGGGACAACAUCGCGUUUUCAUACGCAAUUCAGGUCACUGAAUGGUAAUUCAGUUCAUUCUCCAAUUUCUCUAUCUCGAAAUAAUAGCUAUGGUUCAUAUGGAAUUGCAGAACAAUCCCCACAGACCUCAAUAUUUGCUACUACUAUAAAUAAUAGACCGAUUAGUAUGACUACGAUUCAAAAUGGUAGUGCAGAUUCUAAUGUUACUAAUAAUGUCAAUGACAAAUAUGAAAGUAGCUAUAACAAGAUAAAUAAAAUUCAACAAUCAAUAAAAGACGAAUUAACAUCGAGACAUACCGGCCGAAUAAAAAGAUUUUUGAAUACUAAUAGAAUGAAUAAAUUGGGACCUGCUAAAAGAGCCUCUACGAUGGAAGUAGAUAUACCGUUACCUGCCAAUACGAAUGAUAGUUAUAAUAGUAGCUCUGAUGUAUUUUCUGGUCAGGCAAUUGAAGAAGCAAAUGACAUUAAAGAAGUGCAAAAUUAUGACUAUUCAAAUAUUAACUUUGGAGAUUUAAAUCCAUUUCAGUUUUUGAGAAAAUAUAAUUUACCCACUACUGAAUUACCCAAUAUUUCCAAGAUAUAUUUUGAAAGACAAAAAGAGGAAAAUAGGCUAAGUAUUUUGAAAAAGCAUACUAAUAAUAAUACUGGUGCGAAGACAAAUGGUAAUGAUAUCAAAGAUUUUUCAAUUUCAAAAAACUUAACAUCAGAAGAUAAGACAGAUUUAAAAAAUACAGUUAAUACUGGUCUGGUAUCUAGGACGUUAUUGAAUUCUACACUUUCUUCAAGAAAAACCAAUUCUUCAUUAUCACCAAAAUCGAAGGACAAUAACGAAUUUAAUUCACUGGACGUUGAGGAACCAAAACAUUUGACUAGUAACAAUGAUGAGAUAAGGCCUAAUAAAAGAAGAGAACCUUUAGUGGACUUAAGUACGAAUCGAAAGGAGCCUGAAUUGAAAAGGUUUAAGACUUUUGAAGAGAACAAGAAGCGCGAUGAAAUAAUCAAUGAAAAGGAAAAUGUUGUUCAAGACGUACCAAAAUCUAUGAAACGUGUCGAAAUAAUGGAGCCUAAGAUGUCACAUAGACAAAGAAAUGUCAUAAAUGUUAAUGAAACGGAAUAUGAAAAAAUUGAGUUGUUAGGUAGAGGUGGAUCCUCGAAAGUUUAUAAGGUGAAGGGCCCUUCAAAUAAGGUGUUUGCACUGAAAAGAGUUGUAUUUGAUGAGUUUGAUGACUCAAGUAUAAAUGGGUUUAAAGGUGAAAUUAAAUUACUAAAUAAAUUAAGAAAUGAAAAUCGUGUUGUUAAAUUAUUUGAUUAUGAGAUGAAUCAAGGAUUACUAUAUUUGAUCAUGGAAUGUGGUGAUGUUGAUUUAUCUCAGAUAUUGAACCAAAAAAUCAAUUUAAAUCUACCAUUUGACAUUGAAUUUAUUCGAUAUUAUACACGUGAAAUGAUUAAAUGUGUUAAGGUAGUGCAUGAUAAUGGUAUUGUUCAUUCUGAUUUAAAACCUGCAAAUUUUGUCUUAGUGAAAGGCGUGCUAAAGAUUAUUGAUUUUGGUAUAGCUGACGCGGUGCCUGAUCAUACGGUUAAUAUAUAUCGAGAGACACAGACAGGUACACCAAAUUAUAUGGCACCUGAGACGUUAAUUGCGAUGAAUUAUACAAAUAAUGGAGCCAAAGAUUUGAAAUGGAAGGUUGGUAAGCCGUCUGAUGUUUGGUCAUGUGGAUGUAUAAUUUACCAAAUGAUUUAUGGUAAAGCACCAUAUGCUGGAUUUCAAGGACAGCAUAGAAUUUUUGCAAUAAUGAAUUCUGAUGUUAAGAUAGUUUACCCAGAGAAGACGAAUGAAGAGGAGCUAAUACCUAAGACCAUGGUUGAGUUGAUGAAGAAUUGUCUAAGGAGGGAUCCUGGUAAGAGAUGGACAGUAGAUGAUAUUUUAUCAUCUACAUUUUUGAAUCCAAUAGUUACCUCCCAAUCAUUUAUUAGGGAUUUAAUUAAGAAUGCGAUUACAUUUGGUUCUCAACAGAAGAUUGUAUCUGAAGACAAGAUUAACGAUUUAACUAACGAUGUGUUGACCAGGCUGCAAGAAUUUAAGAUGUAG
Messenger RNA from Kazachstania africana CBS 2517, 2244 nucleotides. RefSeq names its product serine/threonine/tyrosine protein kinase MPS1 (gene MPS1). NCBI's taxonomy places the organism in Eukaryota, Fungi, Ascomycota, Saccharomycetes, Saccharomycetales, Saccharomycetaceae. Gene Ontology annotation, molecular function: ATP binding; protein serine/threonine/tyrosine kinase activity; protein serine/threonine kinase activity. Gene Ontology annotation, biological process: chromosome segregation; mitotic spindle assembly checkpoint signaling; meiotic spindle assembly checkpoint signaling. The transcript has a single exon. The coding region runs from base 1 to 2244 and encodes 747 amino acids. The record is from RefSeq and is a predicted model, not a curated record. Gene Ontology annotation, cellular component: kinetochore; spindle; nucleus.